CCUGGCCCAGCCCCGGUGCGGCAGUGGCUCAUGGCGGCGGUGGGGCCCCCGCAGCAGCAGGUGCGGAUGGCCCGUCAGCAGGUCUGGGCGGCGCUCGAAGUGGCGCUCCGGGUGCCCUGCCUCUACAUCAUCGACGCCAUCUUCAACUCCUACUACGAUUCCAGCCAGAGCCGGUUCUGCAUCGCGCUCCAGGUCGUCCUCCGGCUCCUUGGUAUAUUUAUAUCCAGUAUUGUUCUCAUCUUGUCACAGCGAUCACUUUUCAAGUUUUACAUGUACAGCUCAGCUAUUCUACUAGCCGCAACUUCAGUGUUGGUAAAUUAUUAUGCUGCUCUGCACAUUGACUUCUAUGGCGCCUACAACACGUCAGCUUUUGGAAUCGAGCUGCUUCCUCGAAAAGGGCCUUCACUGUGGAUGGCACUGAUCGUUCUACAGCUGACAUUUGGAAUCGGAUACAUAACACUACUCCAGAUUCAUUCCAUCUAUUCACAGUUAAUUAUUUUGGAUCUCUUGGUUCCAGUAAUAGGCUUAAUCACAGAACUCCCAGUACACAUCAGAGAGAUGUUAGUUUUUAUUUCUUCUUUGAUUCUCACAUUAAAUACAGUGCUUGUAUUGGCAGUGAAACUCAAGUGGUUUUAUUAUUCCGCACGAUAUGUCUAUCUUUUGGUGAGGCACAUGUAUCGAAUUUAUGGAUUACAAUUACUGAUGGAGGACACGUGGAAGAGGAUUCGUUUCCCAGAUAUACUGCGAGUCUUUUGGCUAACAAGAAUUACAGCUCAGGCUACAGUGUUAGUAUACAUUUUAAGGAUGGCAAACGAAACUGAGUCCAUCUUUAUUUCUUGGGAUGAUUUCUGGGACCUCGUUUGCAAUCUGAUCAUCAGCGGAUGUGAUUCUACACUCACUGUCCUGGGCAUGAGUGCCGUCAUUUCCUCGGUUGCCCAUUAUUUGGGACUUGGAAUAUUGGCCUUUAUUGGAUCCACUGAAGACGACGACAGGCGGCUUGGCUUUGUAGCACCUGUUUUAUUUUUUAUUUUGGCUCUUCAGACUGGUUUAAGUGGUUUAAGGCCAGAAGAGAGACUUAUUCGCUUAAGUAGAAACAUGUGCCUUUUAUUAACUGCAGUCCUGCAUUUCAUCCACGGAAUGACAGACCCUGUGUUAAUGUCUCUCAGUGCCUCUCAUGUAUCAUCUUUUCGUAGACAUUUUCCUGUGCUCUUUGUCUCUGCUUGUCUGUUUAUUCUUCCUGUUUUACUUAGUUAUGUUCUUUGGCAUCAUUAUGCACUAAAUACAUGGUUGUUUGCAGUUACAGCCUUUUGUGUGGAACUCUGCUUAAAAGUAAUUGUUUCUCUCACUGUGUACACGUUAUUCAUGAUCGAUGGCUACUAUAACGUCCUCUGGGAAAAGCUUGAUGAUUACGUCUACUAUGUUCGUUCAACAGGCAAUAUUAUUGAGUUUAUAUUUGGAGUGGUAAUGUUUGGCAAUGGGGCUUAUACUAUGAUGUUUGAGUCAGGAAGUAAAAUUCGGGCUUGUAUGAUGUGCCUACAUGCAUAUUUUAACAUCUACUUGCAAGCAAAAAAUGGCUGGAAGACAUUUAUGAAUCGUAGGACUGCUGUUAAGAAAAUUAAUUCACUUCCUGAAAUAAAAGGGAGCAGCUUACAAGAAAUAGAUGAUGUGUGUGCAAUCUGCUAUCAUGAGUUUACAACAUCUGCUCGUAUCACACCAUGUAACCAUUAUUUCCACGCACUUUGCCUUCGGAAAUGGCUGUACAUUCAAGACACUUGUCCCAUGUGCCAUCAAAAGGUGUACAUUGAAGAUGAUAUCAAGGAUAGUUCCAAUACAGGUAACAGCAGCAGAUUUAUCGCAGCCAAUGAAAAUCCUGAGGAAGGUGCAGUGGAAGCUGCUGCGGACUCGGACAGGGAACUGAACGAAGAUGACAGUACAGACUGUGAUGAGGAUGUCCAAAGAGAAAGGAAUGGAGUGACUCAGCACGCUGGGCCAGCAGCUGACGAACUUAGGAAUGAUGAUACGGACUGAUUAAAAUAGCCUUUCCUAAUCAUUGAGGUAUUCGUUUAAAAUUCAGCUCACCCAGAAUGGAGUAAUACGCUUCACUUCAGUGUGUAACCAAGCACAAAAACAGUGUCAAUGUUGAAUCUGUGAAUGGUUUUCCGUUUACUGUGAUGUGCUACUGUAAAUAUACCUCUUUAAUUACUUCUGGUCUCUUUGGUGACCUGUUUAAAUUUGUGUACAUUAUUGUACAUAGAAUAAAAAUGUUUUCACAUGUUUUUAUGACAAAAUUUGAACAAACAGCUUUUUAAUAGAUGUAAUAAUAAUACGGUGCGUCAACUGUGCCAAAGAUUCCUGAAAGUAUAUAAGGUAUCUUAACUCUGGACCCUAGUUUUUCUUUAAAAUGGGCAGGAGAAUGAAAAUGCAAGUCAAAACAAACCACAUUAAAGUCAAAGAAAUAAAAUGAUUUGGACCAGAGGAUAAUGGCUCUACAUUGUUUUAAAACUAAGGAAAAAAUUAGCAUACCAGAGUUAACUGGGAAACUUCUUUGAAAUCUGAGAGUAGUAGCAGUGCACUUUUGCUCCCUUUGAAGUCAUGAUUCUGAGACUGUUUAAAGUUAAGAAACAGGCUAACAGCAACUAAACGUUGGUAUGAACCCGAAUGUGCUAAUUUCGAUGUAAAAGCAGCAUAUUUGCUAAUCAUUCUGUGUUUGAAGUGUUGGUAAAAUCCUCCUUUCAGACUUCUGAAGAGACUACAAAAUGAAAAUAGGUGGGGGGUUUCACUGGUUUAAACUAGGGCUUUGGGUGAUACAAAAAAUCCUGCUCCGAUUUUAUGGAUAUAAAUGAGAAAGAUGGUGUAUGGUGAUACAGCUUGCAGAUAAGUCCUUUAUUAAAGUUUUCAGCAAGUUCUACCAUGAGAUCUUACAUACAUUAUGGAAAAUGGAAGACAUCCAGUUACGUAUCAGGGAAAAAUAUUUUAAUGGUGUUGUUAUACAGAGUAUUGGCUAAUUCCAGUGGGUCCUCAUCUCUUACUGCUGACAUUAUCUCCAGUAUUUGACUAAAACAAACAAACAAACGGACAGUAAGAUUUCCAAGUACAUGUUCUCUUUUCAGGAUCUGUAAGCAGCAUCAUUUUCCACAUAAAGAUAAUGUACUAGUACCUUUAACACAACAAGCAAAGCUCAGUAAUUAAAACUUUCAGCAAUAUCACAAAGGUUUAACUACUGGUAGAAUAUUUAAAGUAACUAGGGACAAAUUUCUGGGACUGUCUUACAUACAACUAGUGCCAAGAACCAGGUUCAAUUAAAUUAUAAAACCAGCCGUCCAUGUAACGUGCAGCACAAUUACGAGCUUAACGCAGUGGAAAUGAAGAGUCCUUUUAAACUGGGUCACAGCGUAUUUAUUAGUGGGUCAUGAUGAGCAUUUAAAAAAUUUAAAUAAGAAAACAAAAAGUAUACCACACUUAGUAAGGCUAAGUCCUGUUUCAUUUUUGGCUUUUUGUGUGUGUGUAUUCUGAGGGUAGCAGUCAAAGUGUGACAGCUCCUGCUUAGAGAACCAGUCAUGUAGAGACAGCAGGAAGUUGCUGCAUGAUCACUAGCACAGUGACAGUAAAAGGAAGUUAUCUGCUUUGAAUAAGGUGGUAUGAUUUGGGGGAGGGGAGGGGUAAUGACAGAGAUGGGAAGGAGCGUACUACUGAUCCUAUACUGCUUUUCCCUGCAAGAGGACAGCCAGGUGGCCAUCUUCCAGUUUCUCUGCUUAGAAUGAUAAUUGGCAGUAGUGCUUCCUAGCAGUAUUAUAUAUAGGUAGAAUAUUUUUUAUGCAUGUGUUAGAAAAUUCUAAAGUCAGAAUUCAGCAUUUAAGUAUUCUUUGUCUUAUUAAGCUUUUUGUUCCCUUAAUGAGUAUCUUUAAUGUGAACACCUAAAGGAAUUAGAGAAGGAGAUUUCAGAUUAAGGAAUUCGGCACAAAAGCUUAUCUAACAUAUAACAUACUAAAUGAGCUGACUGUAGGAAAUCUUUCUUGGCAGUUAAGAUAUGCUGAAGGCAAAUCUAUUCACACUUAAAUGAGGACACUACAAGUCCAGCUCUCUUAGUAAACUGGAGAAUCUUCCUCUGUAUCAACUACUGGGAAUUGAAACUCGGAGUGCUGCUGAUAGUAGACCAUUUUGAAGCUCAUCACAGCUUUGCUAUAAAUAUAAAAGUCUACUAGAGUUCAGUAGAAUAUUCUGUUGUACUAAGUAUGAUAAUACAAAGUUUAUGGCAAUCUUAGAUCAACUUUCUGGAUUCAAGCUAUGUCCAUGUAUAUUCAGUAGCUUAAAAAGGUGCAGUCAUUCUAGAAAACAAAAUGAAGUCCAGUGUCCCUGAGAAUUCAAUGGUUUCUUUUGUUUAAGGUGACAUUUUUACAGUAGGCAGAGGUUUUAAAAGUCAUGCCAACAGUAAUCCCAUUGAAGCAUUCCUACAUGCAUACUACUGUGUAAGAGCUGUGAUUCCUGCCACCCAUCUGUUUUCUUUCAGCCCUUCCCCCAAAGCGAUGCCAGUUACAGCUUAAAAACAAAAAACAGCUACUUUCCUGCUUAAAAUCCUCUGGAUCCUGAUAAAAUCUCAACUACAAAGCUUGGCAUACAAAAUCCCUCACAAUCUGGCCUCACUCUGCCUCUCCAGACUCAUCUUCCUCCACUUACCCCUGGCAUCCUACUUUCUGCCACACUGUCAUUGUUCCCCGAUCAGUCAGGCCCUCUGGAGUCGGCCUUUGCUCAAGGUGAUUCUCCUUGUCUGGCCUGACUCCAUUCAGGCUUACAGAACCAGUGAAAUGCCACCUCAGUAAAGCUCUCCCAUUUCUCCUGUGUCCUAGGGUCCCUGUGGUAUACCUCUGUAACAGCACUAUAAUUAAUUUAUCUGUUGGCUCCAGAGGGGGCAGGGUCCGUGUCUGAUUUGUUAAAUGUCUUAUCUGUAGUGCCUGGCAGGAAGUAUCUACCCAUCUGGUGGAUGACGGAGGGCAGGGACUAUCAUGAUUCCUCAGUAGCCUCAGUAACUUGUACCUUUCCUGACAUGGCAGGAGCUCCAAAGUGUUUCAAGGAAUUUAUAAUCUAAAAGGGAGUGAAAACCUCUGAAUAAACAACGAUAACACAGAACUGCUAGUGGGAUGGAGCUUCAUAAAAAUGGCUUUGGUAAAUAGGAAUUCACUUGCUAAUUAGUAAUUAGCACUAGACUAGAGGCGUGUGCUUUUGAAAUGUGGCUUAAAGGUUUUCAGUUUGCAAAUGUACAUUUUCCCAAGCUCUACCUACUCAGUUAAAGAGUUGGUGUUCGUGAUGACAGCUGAUAGCCAAGCCUUUAUCGUUAAUAGUCUACAUUUAAAAGCACCUUGAAAUUUGGUCUUGAAAAUAGCUCAUUAACAUUUAUAAUUUUAUCUAAGAUUGAGGCAGUUUGGAAAACUGUCUUGGGGUAUACUGUUGGCAACUACUUCCUCUCAGCUGGCUGCUGGCAAAAUACUCGUCUGUCUCCAAAGAAUUUAUUCAAAAAUGCUGUUUCCUGGCUGGAUUUGCAAGAACCUACAUUUCAUAAAAAUUGCAAGCAGUUCUUUACUAACCAGAUUUUAAAAGCAUUCCUCCCCCUGAGUUUUAAAGCAUUCAGUUUAAAGUCUUUGCUAGCACCAGCAUGCUAAUAAAAGAAUCUUUCAAAAUAUAUUUACAGAACAAUCCUUCUCUUUUCUGUCUGCUGAAUUUUAGAUCUCUAACUUAAAAAAAAGAUUAAAAAAAAAAAAAGAUGGUGCAUAUAGAAGGAAUUAGUCUAGUCUAAAAGUAAUUCAGUAUUUUUAUAAAUGUGUUAUAAAUAUGCCCAAUUGUCUGAACUGGUAGACCAUACUAGAUGUGGUAUUUAGUCUAAAUAAUCUGCAACCAAAAAGAAAUUGGAUGAUGUGCCCAUUAAAAUGAUAUAACAAGCCUUUCCUGUAUGUGAUAAUGUUAACAGGCCCUUGUCAGAUGAGUAACAGGCCCUCUUUUCAUACGUGCUAUAUAAUUAAAAGGAAACCCUGGUGGCGUAGUGGUUAAGUGCUAUGGCUGCUAACCAAGAGGUCGGCAGUUCAAAUCUGCUAGGCGCUCCUUGCAAACUCUAUGGUGCAGUUCUACACUGUUCUGUAGGGUCGCUAUGAGUUGGCAUCGACUGGGUUUGGGUUGUUUUUUUUAUAUAAUUAAAAAGUAUUCUGAAUUACUGCCUUUAUAGAAACCAAAGUUCUGUACGGUUCUACCUUUUUUUGGUGUCUGGAAAAAGGGAUCCUCUCUCACUCAGACUGUUGCUCAGAAGCUUAAAGAAACAGGUAUUAUUUCUUAGUUUUAUUCAGGUUGUCAAAUCAUUUAAGAUACAGAUAACUCUUCACAAAAAAGUCUCCCGGUAAGGCUGCGUUUUUAUAAACAGCAGCAGGGAAAUAGCAGGACUUAGACCAGGUAAGGUGAUUUUGUGGGGAGCUUGAAGGACUUUUCCGUCUCCAACAAAAUGACAAAUGACCAAAAUCACUGGUUUCUCAAAGGGGCAAUAAAAUCACUUUGGGUUGAGACAAAAUCAAACCAAACCCAUUGCCCUCAAGUCGAUUCCGACUCUUUAUAGGACAGAGUAGAACUGCCCCAUAGGGUUUCCCAAGGAGCAGGCUGGUGGAUUUGAACUUCUGACCUUUUGGUUAAGAGCCGAGAUCUUAACCACUGCGCCACCACCGUUGAGAGGAGGGCAACAAAAUCACUUUGGGUUGAGAGGAUCUGAAAAGAGUGGCGCUAGAGCAGUUCAGGUGCAAAUCCCUUCAAAUCACUGCAUUAAAAUGGUGGUCUCUGGAACUUCAUUUAGAUUUCACAAAACAACACCAUACUAAUUCUGUCCCUUCGGUUCUUUUGUAAGUGGCAUGUGGUGGUUGAUUUUAAUGUUCACUAGUGUUUUUGAGGAAACCCUGGUGGCGUAGUGGUUAAGUGCUACAGCUGCUAACCAAAGGGUCGGCAGUUCGAAUCCGCCAGGCGCUCCUUGGAAACUCCAUGGGGCAGUUCUACUCUGUCCUAAAGGGUCGCUAUGAGUCGGAAUUGACUCGACAGCACUGGGUUUGAGUGUUUUUGAAGACCAUGAAAGCAAAAUACUUACAUUAUAUGGCAAGGUUCAUUUCUGUCUUUCAAGCAGUGCCCAUUUUCCCACUUCUUUUUGGUAGGAAAUGAAGUUUUUAUGUACUUUGAGCCGGCAUGUGUACUUUUGACUCCGCACCAGGGUGCAUCUAGAGUUAAGCAAAAAAAGUGUCUCCUGAAGGUUUGUUUACCUUUUUAAAUUAUUGCUUUGUUAAUGAAUAUUUCAAACUAAUAUAUAGCCUCUAAAGUAUAAGCCACUAUUCAGCUUCAGAAAAGGCAGAAUUAACGUAACAAAACAUUUUAAGAAAAGCAAACAUCUUGACUUGUAAAAAUCUCAGUGUUUUAUGACUCAUUUUUUUCUGCUAACAUUGGAUUAUAUCAUGCUUUAGAAAAAAAAAAACCUAAACUGGAAAGAAAUACAAUUUUAACAUGAAAACAUUUAUAUUUCUAUAUUGCCUCUAGUAAAUGUAAAACAGUGGCUUUGAAUACUGGAGUUAUUCACUUAUCUAUUUCUUUAAUAAGGAACUUAAUAGCUUACACAUUUUACAAGCAUUAUACUUUUAAUAAAAAUUUAAUUUUUUCCCUACACUUAUAUGAUUACAGUUUUAUUAUAGUAAAAAGGAUACAAAUGAAGAGAUGCAUAAGGUGAGGUCUGGGAGGGUUCCCAGUACAGAGCUUCCAUGUCCCCAAAACGGACAUGCUACCUGCCUACCUGUAUCGCAGCCUAUCACCAACCAGGAAGCUCCACAAAAUUUUCAUUUUCAUGACUACCAAGAAAAUAAUGAUUUCUCAGAAUGGCUCAGUCUACUAAAGUUCAUGAUACAAGGAUAAGGAAGCCUUGAGUUCCAGGAUUUAGAUAAUAUUUUUAGCUUCUAUCCUUGUUUUAUCUUAGGAGGCAACAGAUUAAUUUCUAAAAUUUUGUCAGCUGCUGUCAUUGGCCUACCACUCAUGACAAUCCUAUGCACGAUGGAACAAAACGCUGCCUGGUCCUGGACUAUCCCCAUGAUCGGUUGAAGAUCGGACCUUGUGAUCCACAGGGUCUUCGUUGGUUGCUUUAUGGAAGUAGAUUGCCAGGUCUUUCUUCCUAGGCUGUCUUAGUCUAGAAGCUCUGCUGAAACCUAUUCAGCAUCAUAGCCACAUGUAAUCUGCCACUGACAGAUGGGUGGUGGCUGUGUACAAGGUGCAUUGGCUUGGAAAUGAACCUCGGUCUCCCACA
Loxodonta africana (African savanna elephant) is the source of this 8302-nucleotide messenger RNA. It is a transcript of the gene RNF139, whose product is annotated as ring finger protein 139. The record is from RefSeq and is a predicted model, not a curated record. Lineage: Eukaryota; Metazoa; Chordata; Mammalia; Proboscidea; Elephantidae. Gene Ontology annotation, cellular component: endoplasmic reticulum; endomembrane system. The transcript has 2 exons. Gene Ontology annotation, biological process: ERAD pathway. Gene Ontology annotation, molecular function: zinc ion binding. The coding region runs from base 31 to 2028 and encodes 665 amino acids.